Molecule: messenger RNA, 384 nt
Organism: Vicia faba (fava bean)
Lineage: Eukaryota; Viridiplantae; Streptophyta; Magnoliopsida; Fabales; Fabaceae
Source: the annotation of a GenBank genome assembly
AUGUCUUCCUCAUCUCCAUCUACCUCACGACCUCGUCCUAAUCUGCUCCGCCGUGCUUUGGGUUUCGCUCAUCCUGUCCUCAAUCCUCCGUCUCCGUUUGAAUCAAUGUUAGACCAGUGCAAAGGAUUCAAUCGAAGUUCCGAUCUGAAUGAUCGGAGACCAUCCGAUGCGUUUUUAACUGUGACGAACAGGAAAGGAAACCAGAGAUGUCGAAUUGUAUUUGAGGACAUGGCUGGUUUCAAGCCUCAAAGCAUGUUUGUUGUUUGGCAUAACUUAGUCUUGGAUACAGGACAAGACUUGGGGUGGAGAGCAAGAACAACUCGAGAUGGACUUAUGGAGAUCUUCUCAAGCCAAGCAAAAAUGAAUGAAGGCAUAAAAAUCUGA